CAUCUUGAAAUCCCUAUCUAGGGUAUAGAGCAAUAAACUUCUUUUACCAUUUGGUGAUCUUCAUGCGCAGUAAACAAUGGGUUUGAAAACUCUCCAAACUUGGAUAAGAUCAUUUACAAAGCACACAGUUUUGUUCAAAAUCACAAAAAGUGAUCAACUCUACAUAAGCAAUAAUUGAUGGUGCAAUGAUUGAAUCCAAUGCGAGUCGGAGUUGCGCAUGGUGCGCUUUGGGAAGGGACGGGACCAACGAGCGCUUGGAUGAGACUCAUUCAGAGCAAAGUCUGAGUCCGACCGGACAUUUGGUGGUCGCGGUGUGCCUCGGAUUCAUCGGAACUUUCGGGUUUCUCAAUAACACGCUCGUUCUUGUCGUUUUUUGUCGUUAUAAAGUGCUCCGCUCGCCCAUGAACUGUUUUCUGGUGAGCAUUUCGGUGAGCGAUUUGCUGGUGUCCGUCCUAGGUACUCCGUUCAGCUUUGCCGCCAGUACGCAGGGACGGUGGCUCAUCGGGGAAGCAGGAUGCGUGUGGUACGGCUUCGCCAAUACAUUCCUGGGAGUUGUAUCUCUAAUUUCUCUGGCAGUGCUGUCUUACGAACGCUACUGCACUAUGAUGGGAACCACGCAGGCCGACUCAACCAAUUACAGAAAUGUGGCCAUGGGUAUUGCAUUUUCCUGGAUAUAUUCCAUGGUCUGGACUCUUCCUCCGCUGUUUGGAUGGAGUCAGUACGGUCCGGAGGGUCCCGGCACCACUUGCAGCGUCAAUUGGACCGCCAAGACAACGAACAACGUGUCUUACAUUGUCUGUCUGUUUUUCUUCUGCCUCAUUCUUCCUUUCAUCGUCAUUGUGUACAGCUACGGCCGACUCUUUCAGGCUAUCACACAGGUGAGCCGGAUCAAUACGGUGGUGAGUCGUAAGAGGGAGCAGCGAGUACUCUUCAUGGUGGUCACCAUGGUAGUGUGCUAUCUGCUGUGCUGGAUGCCCUAUGGGGUUAUGGCCCUGAUGGCAACAUUUGGACGUCCUGGCCUGAUCACACCCGCAGCCAGCAUUGUUCCUUCUCUCUUAGCCAAAACCAGCACCGUCAUAAACCCCAUCAUCUACAUCUUCAUGAACAAACAGUUUUGCAGAUGUUUCUAUGCUCUUCUAAUGUGCACCAUCCCGGUGAGAGGUUCCAGCUUAAAAAAUUCCUCCAAAGUCACCAAAACUCUCAGGACAGUGCGACGUGCCAACGGCCAGAACGUAACAUUUGCUGUAGCCUCCGCCUGCCACCAUACUAACUGUGCUCCAAACAGUGGAGGGCAGAAAAGUUCCUCUGAGGGUGGGAAGCCCUCUCCCGCUGCUGCCCAUGUAACCAACAGACCAGUUGUGUCUCUUGUGACCUAUUACAAUGGCUAAACUUGUACACCCAAACUAUAAUACCUUGAAUAAUGCAAGAAUACAGGAAACUGGAAUCAGGAAUAUCUGGGACAGACAGAUAAACAAUUCAAACAAACCAAGGAGAACAACUGGGAGCGUGUACAGUAGAAUUGAGGGAGGAGACAUGGGUGUGUCUGCAGAGACACACACCCCUUUUUAUAAACUGUAUUCAUGUCCUUGAUUAUUCUAUGAACAGAACGAUGACAUUAUGGCUCAUGGAUAAUUAUGGCUCAAAUUGUGAAGUUUAUUGUUGUUUGUUAAGUGUCCAGAAUGUGAUUUCCGUGGGGUCGGUCUCUCUGUGAAACUAAACAUGAGUUUAUUUUAAUGCAGAAAGUACUGUGGAAAUGCAUUUUGAAUACGUGAAUACACUUUAUUGCUGUGAAAUUAUGUAAUAGCUUUCUCUAUUUUAACAUGUACAAUUGCUUAGCGUUGAAUUGAAACAAUAAAGAAUAUUUCUCAGUAA
Paramisgurnus dabryanus is the source of this 1872-nucleotide messenger RNA. It is a transcript of the gene tmtopsb, whose product is annotated as teleost multiple tissue opsin b. Gene Ontology annotation, biological process: visual perception; G protein-coupled receptor signaling pathway. The record is from RefSeq and is a predicted model, not a curated record. NCBI's taxonomy places the organism in Eukaryota, Metazoa, Chordata, Actinopteri, Cypriniformes, Cobitidae. Gene Ontology annotation, cellular component: membrane. Gene Ontology annotation, molecular function: G protein-coupled receptor activity.